GUCUUCGGAGCAGAGGUGGCCAUUCAAAAACACCGCAGUGCAAGGAAAAAACCUCCCUCCAUCAGUCUCAGCAAGGCAUCAACCUCUGAACUCCACUUUCUGCCGCCGUGUUCUCAAACAGCCCAAAAAUGGCCCCCAUCUCCAUCAAGACCGUGCUGAUCAGUGAGAGCGUGGAUCCUCGCUGCAGAGCUAUCCUGGAGGAAAAUGGCAUCCGGGUCACAGAGAAGCAGAACAUGAAGAAGGAUGAACUGAUUGCAGAGUUGAAGGACUACGAUGGUCUUGUUGUCAGAUCUGCCACCAAGGUGACAGCGGAUGUCAUCAAUGCAGCAGAUAAUCUCAAAAUCAUUGGAAGAGCUGGAACAGGUGUGGACAAUGUGGACGUGGAUGCCGCCACCAAAAAGGGAAUUAUCGUGAUGAACACACCUAGUGGCAACACCAUCAGUGCUGCGGAGCUAACAUGUACCCUGAUAAUGAGCCUCUCAAGAAAUGUGCCUCAAGCUGCGAUGUCAAUGAAACAAGGGAACUGGGAUCGUAAGAAGUUCAUGGGUGCAGAGCUGUACGGCAAAGUGCUGGGAAUAGUGGGACUGGGGAGAAUAGGAAAAGAAGUGGCCACAAGAAUGCAGUCAUUCGGCAUGAGAACCAUAGGUUAUGAUCCCAUCACACCACCUCAGGUGUCAGCCAGCUGGGGUGUGGAGCAGAUGUCAUUGGAACAACUUUGGCCCCAGUGUGAUUACAUCACAGUACACACUCCCCUGAUGCCCUCUACUGUGGGUCUUCUCAAUGAUGAAAGUUUUGCUAAAUGCAAGAGAGGAGUAAAGGUGGUAAACUGUGCACGUGGAGGCAUCAUUGAUGAGGCGGCUCUGCUCAGAGCUCUGGAGUCUGGACAGUGUGGUGGAGCAGGUCUGGACGUCUUUGUCGAGGAGCCUCCCAAAGACCGCUCACUGGUGGACCACCCAAAUGUCAUCAGUUGUCCUCAUCUGGGAGCCAGUACCAAAGAGGCUCAGGCACGCUGUGGGGAGGACAUUGCUGUGCAGAUCGUGGACAUGGUGAAGGGCAAGAACCUGGUUGGAGCAGUGAACGCCCAGGUCCUGGCCAGCACCUUCUCCCAGGAGUCUCACCAACUCAUCAAACUGGGAGAAGCCGUGGGAGCUGUGCUGCAGUCCUGCAGUACUUCUCAUAAACCACUCAGCCAAGUCAAUGUUAUCUGUCAAGGUGAUUCCCUGAAGUCCUCUGUAGGGUACAUGACGUCAGCAGUUCUGGUCGGACUGUUGGAUCAUGACUCUGGCUGCUCCCCGAACCUCAUCAAUGUGCUGAGUAUGGCCAAGGAUUCUGGAAUCAUGAUUAACCAAACGCACUGUGCCACUGACGGAGCCGCUAACGGUGCGUGUAAGGUGGAGAUCAUGGCCAAUGGCUGCAGCUAUGAAGCCACUGGUACAGUUCAAGGUGGCGUUCCUGUCCUGCUGGAGCUGAGUGGCAGUGUGUUCAGACAGCCGGUGGCUCUCAGUGGGAAUCUGCUCUUCUUCAAGGCCUUGGCCAGUCCUCAACUGCUGUCUUCAGUGGCUGGACUUCUGGCCACGGAGGGUGUGGAGAUCGAGUCCUUCAGCGCUCCUUCUGACCACACUGGUGAUCUGUGGUACUGCGUGGGGGUGUCCUCUCUACUGCGAGACCUCGGUGCCUUGAAGUCGUUGGUUCAGGAGGCUGCACAGGUCACACUGUAGAACCAGUGUGGCAGCAGACUUUGGCCAGUGGCGGGAGGAUGUUCAGUAUCUGAAAGAUCCUCACAGGUUCAGGGUGGUAGGGUCUGGUAAUCAGCUGUGUGUUUGUAGCUAACUACUUGUCUGGGAGUUGAACAUGUGGAGUUGGACUCUUUGAUAAGUUUCCACUCUUGUGAUGGUUUACAUGCACCCUGUUGAACUGGUAGUGAAUGAAAUGUUGUCCUUUUUAUGUGACGGUGUUGAAUAAAACAUACCGACUGAAAUGUUGGGUGAACAUUUUCUUCUACACUGAUUAAAUAAAGAAUGUGCUGUUGAUAUGG
Cynoglossus semilaevis (tongue sole) is the source of this 2035-nucleotide messenger RNA. RefSeq names its product phosphoglycerate dehydrogenase (gene phgdh). The record is from RefSeq and is a predicted model, not a curated record. Gene Ontology annotation, biological process: L-serine biosynthetic process. NCBI's taxonomy places the organism in Eukaryota, Metazoa, Chordata, Actinopteri, Pleuronectiformes, Cynoglossidae. Gene Ontology annotation, molecular function: phosphoglycerate dehydrogenase activity; NAD binding. The coding region runs from base 129 to 1718 and encodes 529 amino acids. The transcript has 12 exons.